Molecule: messenger RNA, 2871 nt
Organism: Colletotrichum gloeosporioides
Lineage: Eukaryota; Fungi; Ascomycota; Sordariomycetes; Glomerellales; Glomerellaceae
Exons: 1
Coding region: 1-2871 (956 amino acids)
Source: RefSeq, a predicted model, not a curated record
AUGCAGUCCAACAUGAAGCAACCCAUCCCACCCAGCUUAACGCGCACAGCCCACCACCUCUCGGUGACUCCCGUUGAGCUCGUUCUGCCAAUCAUCGACGUCCUACCUCUUCACAGGGUCCUUGACCUUCUUGCCGCCGAGCGCAGUAUCGACGAUGGUGGCUCGGCUUUGGAGGUUGCGAUCCGUACAAGCGACCCUUGGUCGAGCCUGCGAGAUGUGGAUCUUGGCCGCCUGUCCAAGCUUUGGGUGGCCUUCAACCAGCUAUCGUUGCUGAUCACUGACCGGAGGGUCGUGAGUAGCCGCUUUCAGUUACCAGAGAUGGAAUACAUGUGCUACGACUUCAAGAAGAGAAAAGCCACAGGGUUGGAGUUCAUGGAGAAGCUCGAAAAAGAUCUCGAGACCAUCUUCAAUGACGAAAUCCUCUGGGACGAGAACUUCUUCGGGAAUCAGCGCAACUCGAGGAGCGUCAGCCUCAAGGCCGUGUGCCAGUUCACUCCUGACCAUGUAGACCUGUCGGACUACUACCCCCCGCAUGGCGUCCCCAAGGAGCGACCUGAAGGGUCACGUAUGAAGACCGUGGCUGAUUGUAUCGAGCUGCUCCCACACCUUUUCAGCGGGCAUCGGCGACUGAAAGAAGCCAGGUCAUCUGAGCUUCGGCAUCUUGCCGACUUAUUCGAGAUGUAUCCAGGUUAUCUGAUGUCUUCGAAGUCUGGAUACUACGGCGUAAAGAACACGCAACAUAUCACGAGAGAGCUCCGCGGCCGAGCUCGGACGUGGAAGAAGUCCAAGUCGUACAUGAUGUAUCGUCAUCCGGUAUUGGUGCCUCAAGACGUCUGCUUUCGGAUAUUCUCCGUAUACUUUGAGAAUGUACGAUUGCCGACGAGGGACAGAGACGAGGACGACAAGGAGUCCGAGGACCAACGAAUGGAGAGGAAGAUAGCAACCAUAGCCGGGAUUAAUGCGGACCUUCGAAAGGAUUUUCACACAGCCGCGGCGGGCAUCAAGUCUAUUCACACCUACGAGGGCAGUUUUCCUCGCCUAUCGUCUUCGGUGUCCGAACAGGACUAUAUUGACUUCCAAAGGGAAGUUAGGAGGGAUCGGUGGACGGUCAGCACUGAAGCCAGGAAGUACGGGAACUUCUUCCCCGCAACCCCAAAGGAGAUGGCAUGGCUGGAUUCUUUCCUGCGCUGCGUCAAAUGGAUCGAAUCCCACAACGUCGCUUGGGCAGAAGACUUUCAAUGGUAUCCUUCGAGAUACUACAACCGGUCUCGGAGGGGUAUUGACAUGAAUACCUACGGGAAGACGACACCACCGAAAACAGAGAUGUUACUUGAGCUGUCCGACUUUCGAGAUUUCAUCGACAACGCUCCCGUUGAGGAGGUGGCUAGGCAACUGCAAGCCGACCACGACCUGUCAAAGGAAACAGAGACGGCGGGGCUUCCGAGUCUCACCGCCCUUUAUAUGCCCAAGUGGCCCUCGGCGAGGGCUGUAGAGGUGGCCAAAUGCAUCUGGCCUGAGGGAUGGGGUCAACGAUGGGACCGCCAAAUGGCUGGGUGGCGAUAUGCUAGCAUGAUCAAGUCCAUCAAGGAUCGCCUCAAGAAGCCUCAGAAGAAGGAGGCCGCAGAUGGGCUGAAAAGCGAAGACGUUCAGGGAUACCAGAAUCAGAUUCCCCAGCGACAAUUGUGUUAUGUCUGCAGCAGGUCGCUCAGCCAGGAGCAGUGGCACAAGACACUGGGAUCGAUGUGCGUUGCAUGCGGCGAUUUCAACCUGGUCGAGAGAGCGUAUUCGAUGCCGGGACACCUUUGGCUGUUUCGAAAGACGGCGCUGGUGACCGGCGCGCGGAUCAACUUGGGCUUCCAUACAGCUCUGCGCCUGCUCCGCUGCGGCGCGUUCGUCAUCGCUUCGUCGCGGUACCCGGAGGACGCCCUCUCGCGCUACCAAAAGGAGCUCGACUUUGAGAAGUGGAAAGACCGCCUCAGGAUCGUCGGGGCAGACUUCAGAGCGGCAAAAGACGCCUUCGCACUGGUCGAGGCCACGAAGGCGAUACUGCGAGCGGAAGACCGGAGGCUAGACAUCUUGAUCAACAACGCCGCGCAGACUCUCACUGAUCCUAUCAACAAGGAGCAAAUCGCUACUGCCCGAGAGCAGGAGCUGCUCGAGCAAUCGGCGGCUUCGGAUGCUGACAACCACGUUGUCGUGCGCAAGGGAUAUACUGCGCGGGUUCGUGGUGGCGCGACUCUGCCGGGGAUCUCUGGCCAGGAUACGAGCCUUCUUGAGGCAGCGUCGCAAACGGACUCCGCUGUCAUAGAGACGCCAAUGUCGAACAUGCAAAUCUCUUCACCUCCAGGGCCAUCUUCUUGGGUCCAGUCUCUCUCCGACAUCCCAUACGAGGACGUCAUCACAGCGCACAGCGUCAACACCUUCGUGCCCCUCAUCCUGAUCCGCGAGCUGCUGCCCGGCAUGCAAGACGGGCACAUCGUCAACGUGUCAUCGAGAGAGGGCAUCUUCGAGACGGACCGCAACAGUUCAGCCAAGAGGGGCCACCACGUGCACACCAACAUGUCCAAAGCCGGGCUCAACAUGAUCACUGAGACCGAGGCAGCCACGGCCUGGAAGAAGCACAAGGUAGCCAUGAACACCGUGGACCCCGGAUACAUGAGCGCUGCGCCCGAGUACGAGGACGCGCGCGGUGGCGAGAGACCGAUUGGAUGGGAGGACGGCGCAAGUCGAGUACUGUGGCCCAUUGCGAGGAGCGUCAGAGAGCAGAAGGACCCGGAGACGAUGCAUGUGAGAAAGGAUUAUGCGCCGAUAUGGGGCCGGUUCUUGAAGCAUUACGGGGCGGUACGUGUCGAUACUCGCCUGUCGCAGUAG